AUGCAUCUGCUUUGUGGAUUCGUCACCUCUGGCGAUAAUCGGCAUAGCUUAUAUUGUUAUUCCUUCCGUUGUUGUUCAGAAUUUUUACUUGAAAGUGUACUUAGCUUUGAGGGCCCGAAAUCACCGGGUGUAAAAAGUCUGCAAAGUCAAAACAGCGAUACUCUUAGGAUGACAACACAAGAAAUCAAGUUAAUCAAGACGAUACUGGUAACAGUACUUGCAUAUGCGAUUUGCCGGGCACCGGUCAUAAUAACGGAUUUGGUGGACCAGGUUCGAGGUGGAUGGGCACAUCCUCGUGGUUUUUAUGUGAUAUACACAGUUUGCGGAAUUGCAAGUUCGUGUAUUAAUCCUGUUGUUUAUGGUGUCAUGAACAAGUCUUUCUGUGGGGAAUACAUAAGGUUGCUGGGACUUAACAAAACUAAAAACUUUGGUAGUUCUUUAGCCUCGGUUAAAAGGUAA
This is a messenger RNA of Pocillopora meandrina, 459 nucleotides long. The record is from the annotation of a GenBank genome assembly. Lineage: Eukaryota; Metazoa; Cnidaria; Anthozoa; Scleractinia; Pocilloporidae.